CGGGCUUCCGUAGACAGCAGGAGCGAAGGGACCUGCUCGCUGCCACAGCCUGAGAGCAUCCUUUUCCUUUGCUUUCUUAUCAUCCUCACCCAAACACAGCGAAAUGACGGAAAAUCACGAGGAUAGCAUCUCUCCACUCACCGGUUUGCGGUAGUAAAUCGUUACGGGUUACGUUAGCCGUUUGGCUAGCGUAAUGCUACACAACAUGAGGCUUUUUUCUGAUAAAGAGCAGACAUAAUAGCCUGUCUGUGGAAACGAAAAGGAUAUAGUUAUCUAUCACAGCGAGCUGGGCUGAGCUUCUAGCUUUUAGUUUUUUUAAACAAACAUAUCUUGCAACAAAAUGCUCAUCGGCAGAUUUUUUCCUCCUCGGCUGAUGUGAAUGAAAUCAGUGGUGCUCCAGUAAUGAAGAUACACAGAUAAAAGUGUUCGCCUGACAACAUCAAGUAUGGCUAUGUUCAGAAGAUUGUGGCGUCCGGUGACUUUCCGGCGCAGAAGAAAAAUGGCUACAAGCAUGGAUGACAAUUGAAGAAUCUGAACAGGUGCCUGAGACUUUCCUGGUCUAAGACUUAUAGAAAAGAGAGCAGUAUUUUGGCGAUCACCAACCAACAAAUUCUGCGAGUCUGACUAGCCUGAUGCCAUAAGAAAAGGACAUCUGGACUGAAAUGACAGCAGGACCCUCUCCACUGAUGAUGAAUGUUAGUCAGCAGCUCCCCCCUUGUGUGCCAUCACUUUGGAUCACUUAUCAUUUGAAAAUUUAAAGCAUUAGUUGAUGGACUAAUUGGUCAUCGUGAAACUAACUGGACUGUCUUUUAAUAUUGGGAUACCACAUGGCUGCAGCAGCAAUUUGGGACACUGGGAUAGUCACUGACCCAACAUAUGGUCACAUGCCCAUAUCAGCAAAGAUUUAUCCGAAAUACGGGCCUUAAAUCUUAGAUUAUACUGAACUCAUCAUUUGUACUUAUUUGCUAUAUCUACAGUUAUGUACGUUAGUAAAUAACUUCCUGGAUCAUCUCACUCAGGGAUUGAGGCUGAUUACAACAUUUUAGUACUUUUGUCAUGCAGGGAAUCUGGGGACGCACCAGAAACAAGCUGGCAACUAAGACUUGGCAACUCAAUUGUAGCUGACUGUGUGGCCUUCCUAUCCUCAUUAAUGACCCCAUGACCCCUGCAGUAGUCAGAUAUUUGGGUAUCAGCUAACCACAUGUUCUUAUCAGAGAUCUAAUAGCAGCCGUCAGGAUGAGCACAUGUCUGUAGUCGUGCCGCGCCAGCGUUGUCGAGGCUGGCGGUCAUCUUCCACGGCCAUGACCCGGCUGAUGUUGGGCAGGACUCUGGAGCGCAUCUGUAAAGGCGUCCUGCUGCUCUGCCUGCUCCACUUCCUCAUCAUGAUGAUCCUGUACUUCGACGUCUACACGCAGCGCUUCGACCUCUUCAGCCGCUUCAACAACGGCCGCAACGGAUCCAGGAAUAACGUCAGCGGACCAGCAGGGAGCGGACACCAUUAUUACUAUUACAACCUUUCCAGGCCCAACGCUACUUUAGCCAGCUACCUGGCCACAGGGGAGCAGCUGGUGCCGAGUGUGCAGCCCGAGACCAAUCAGACACCUUCCCCCAAACCGCUGCCGCCGUGCCCCGAGAUCCCACUAGGCCUUGUGGGGCGUUUGUUGAUCGAGUUCAGCUCCCAGAUGACGAUGGAACGAGUGCAGAAAGAAAACCCCAACGUGACGGACGGCGGCCGCUACACGCCUCCUGACUGUCGGCCUAGAUGGAAGGUGGCCAUCAUCAUCCCGUUCCGUCACAGAGAAAACCACCUUAAGUACUGGCUCCACUACCUCCACCCUAUCCUCAGACGGCAGAAGAUUGACUACGGCAUCUAUAUCAUCAACCAGUUGGGUGAGGACACCUUCAACCGUGCCAAGUUGUUGAAUGUUGGCUACACUGAGGCUUUGAAGGACGCAGAGUAUGACUGCUUCAUCUUUAGCGACGUGGACCUGAUUCCAAUGGACGACCGCAACCUCUACCACUGCUACGACCAGCCAAGGCACUUUGCCAUCGCCAUGGACAAGUUUGGCUUCAGGCUGCCCUAUGCAGGGUACUUUGGAGGAGUUUCAGGCCUCAGUAAAAAACAGUUUCUGAAGAUCAACGGCUUUCCCAAUGAGUACUGGGGCUGGGGUGGGGAGGACGACGACAUCUACAACAGGAUCACUCUGAAUGGAAUGAAGGUGUCCAGGCCGGACGUUCGCAUUGGCCGCUACAGAAUGAUUAAACACGAGCGAGACAAACACAACGAGCCCAACCCACAGAGAUUUAAUAAGAUACAGAACACAAAGAACACAAUGAAGAAGGACGGCAUCAGCUCUCUGACCUACAGACUGGUUCAGGUCAAAAAGUAUCCUCUGUACACAAAUAUCUCUGUGGAGAUCGGCAAACCCCCGCCCCGGCCUUUUAAGGGAUAAAGAGAGAGGAAGAUGAGGAGUUUGACACACUGACUGGAGAGAAAAAGACGAGGAGAAGAAGAGCCCCUAUGAAGUUUAUAAGAUGGAAAUAAAGAGGUCACAUAUCCUUGACAUCUGGAAAGAUGUCAACGAGAGAGGAGUCAUAAGCACAUCAUGGUCUCUUCCUCUCUUUUUACCCCU
Messenger RNA from Perca flavescens (yellow perch), 2633 nucleotides. RefSeq names its product UDP-Gal:betaGlcNAc beta 1,4- galactosyltransferase, polypeptide 2 (gene b4galt2). The coding region runs from base 1245 to 2453 and encodes 402 amino acids. The record is from RefSeq and is a predicted model, not a curated record. Gene Ontology annotation, molecular function: galactosyltransferase activity. Gene Ontology annotation, biological process: carbohydrate metabolic process. The transcript is spliced from 9 exons. Lineage: Eukaryota; Metazoa; Chordata; Actinopteri; Perciformes; Percidae. Gene Ontology annotation, cellular component: Golgi apparatus.